AUGAAGCUCCUUUCCGUCCUCUUUGCGGCGUCCUGCGCCGCGCGCGCGGGCGCCGAACGCACCCAGGAAGCGCACAAACUGAAACCCGGCGCCGCCGACGCCUCGCUCCUCGUGGGCACGGCGACGCGCGACUGCACGGGCCCGUCGACCGAGUACCUCUUCAUGGGCAUGGCGAACCCGUCGCAGCACGGCCAGGGCCUCUGGACGCGCCAGUUCGCCCGGGCCUUCGUCUUCGUCGGCGACGGCGGGGGCCGCGCGGCGUUCGUGUCCGUCGACAACGCGAUGAUCGGCCACGUGCUCAAGUCCAGGGUGCUGGCCAAGGUCGGCGACGCCCUCGGCGACAACGCGACCUACACCUACGAGAACGUCGUGCUGAGCGGGACGCACACGCACAGCGCCGCGAGCGGCUUCCUCCAGCACAUGAUCUUCCAGCUCGCCGGGAGCGGCUACCUUCCCGAGACCGUCGAGGCGCUCGCGUCCGGCGUCGCCGAGGCGCUCGUCGCCGCCCACGCCGACGCCACCAAUAAAACGGCGACCAUGCGCGUCGCGACGUCCCAGCUCCGGAACGCGUCCGCGAGCCGGUCGCCGUCGGCGUACCUGCUGAACCCCGCGGACGAGCGCGCCGCGUACGACGGCGACGUCGACACGGACUUUACGCUGCUGCGCGUCGACGACGCGGCGACGGGCGACCUGCGGGCCGUCGCGACGUGGUUCGCCGUGCACCCGACGUCCAUGAACAACACGAACGGCCUCGUGAGCUCCGACAACAAGGGCCUCGCGUCCGUGCUCCUCGAGCGCGUUUUGAACCCCGGCGCGGCCCCGGGCCGGGGCGCCGUCCCCGCGGCGUUCUGCUCGGCGAAUCUGGGCGACGCGACGCCGAACAUCGUCGGCGCGUUCUGCCGCGACACGGGCGAGCCCUGCGACGUCGACACGUCGACGUGCCCCGGCGCGUCGCCCUGGCCCUGGUCCAACGCGACCCUGAUGCGCAACGAGCAGUGCUCGUCCGUCGGGCCGGGCCGGGACAUGUUCGACUCCUGCGCGAUCAUCGCGGGGCGCCAGGUCGACGAGGCGGCGGCGCUCCUCGCCGGCGGCGGGUUCGCGGACCUGUCGUCGCGGAUCCGCGUCGCGCACGCCUUCGUCGAGAUGCCCGGGCGCGCGGUCGUCGACUGGAAGACGGGCGCCCCGCUGGGAAAACUCUGCGACGCGGCCAUGGGCCAGUCGUUCGCCGCGGGGACGAUCGACGGCCCGGGCCAGUUCGACUUCUCGCAGAACUCGACGUCGCCGAACCCGUUCUGGAAGCUCGCGGCCCGCGUCCUGCACAAGUCGACGCCGGAGCAGGCGGCGUGCCAGGCGCCGAAGACGAUCCUCAUCCCGACGGGUUCGAUGUCGACGCCGCACGCGUGGGCGCCGUCGGUGCUCCCCGUGCAGCUCCUCGACCUCGGCGGCCUCGUUGUGGCCGCCGUGCCGACGGAGAUGACGGCCAUGGCGGGGCGGCGCGUGAAGCGCAUGCUCCGGGCCAAGUUCGGCGAACACGCGGCCGUCGUCGUCGCGGGCCUGAGCAACGAGUACGCCGACUACACGGCGACGUUCGAGGAGUACCAGGCCCAGCGCUACGAGGGCGGCUCGACGAUCUACGGGCCGCACCAGCUCGACGCCUACCUCGCCAUCCUCGCGGACCUCGCGGACGCCGUGCUCGGCGGCGACCCCGUCGACCCCGGCCCGAUGCCCGCCGACUUCUCCGCGGACAUCUGGGCCUGGGGCGAGAAGCAGCCGUCGGAGGAGACGCCCCCGGACGGGGCCAACUUCGGCGACCAGCUCGCGGCGAGCUGGGACGCGGCCGCGCGGAACCUGACGGCGUCGUUCGUCGGCGGCGACCUCAAGCACGACCUCAAGCACGGCGGCACGUACCUCGAGGUCCAGCGCGCGGCGGGCGACGGCUGGGCGACGGUCUUCGUCGACGGCGACCCGGAGACGCGCAUCCGCCUGGCCGUCGUGAAGCACGGCUUCCUGGACCGCCACCACUACCUCAACGCGACGAUCUCCGCGGAGCUCGCGGACGCGGGCACCUACCGCGUCCUCUACCACGGCAACGCCUACGUCGACGGGAAGGUCGUGGCCUUCACGGGCACGUCCGCGAACGCGACGGUCUAGUGGAUGCGGGUAAUAGAGCGGGUAACAU
Messenger RNA from Aureococcus anophagefferens, 2179 nucleotides. RefSeq lists its product as hypothetical. The transcript has a single exon. Gene Ontology annotation, cellular component: extracellular region. Bases 1 to 2151 code for a protein of 716 amino acids. The record is from RefSeq and is a predicted model, not a curated record. Gene Ontology annotation, biological process: sphingosine biosynthetic process; ceramide catabolic process; long-chain fatty acid biosynthetic process. Lineage: Eukaryota; Pelagophyceae; Pelagomonadales; Pelagomonadaceae. Gene Ontology annotation, molecular function: N-acylsphingosine amidohydrolase activity.